This is a messenger RNA of Alosa alosa (allis shad), 3539 nucleotides long. It is a transcript of the gene cul1a, whose product is annotated as cullin 1a. Gene Ontology annotation, cellular component: SCF ubiquitin ligase complex. The record is from RefSeq and is a predicted model, not a curated record. The coding region runs from base 512 to 2851 and encodes 779 amino acids. Gene Ontology annotation, molecular function: ubiquitin protein ligase binding. The transcript is spliced from 22 exons. Lineage: Eukaryota; Metazoa; Chordata; Actinopteri; Clupeiformes; Clupeidae. Gene Ontology annotation, biological process: SCF-dependent proteasomal ubiquitin-dependent protein catabolic process; protein ubiquitination.
UUUUGUUGGAGCACAACCUGGCGGAGACGAAUGUUAUUUUUCCAUUUACUGCAGCAGUGUUGUUAGCUAUCUAGCUAACGUAACUGCUUUGUUGGGGUUAUUCCGUACAUGGUGACGGUUCGUCUCGUGAAAAAGGAGCUUCAGAUGUAUAUUCAGGAUUAAUUAUAUGGUCAUUUUUUGAAGUUUGUUUAACAUAUGUAUGAUCUGGAGUUUGAGACGAACAUUGCUGGACAAUGGUCUCUUGGAGAGUUGUUCUAGUGAGCGCCACCUGAGAGGGUCUACAGAGGUUGCCCGCUUCUCUUAGAGGACCCGGCCUCUCUGCCUGUGUGUGUUCCUGUGUCUGUGCCCACCGUUUUCCGCCUGACCACACACUCUCGUCUCUGCACCCUAUGGAGGAGUGACCCCUCGCACGCCUCCCCUGUGGACACAGCCAGAGACAAACGCCGAACGUGAGGGAGAGGAGUAAUCUUACGGAGAACGAGCAGAGAGAGGAAGAGACGGCAAGACAACCAUGUCGUCCAACCGCGGCCAGAACCCUCACGGCCUCAAGCAGAUCGGGCUGGACCAGAUAUGGGACGACCUGCGCGCCGGCAUCCAGCAGGUCUACACCAGACAGAGCAUGGCCAAGUCUCGAUACAUGGAGCUCUACACACAUGUGUAUAAUUACUGCACCAGUGUGCACCAGUCCAACCAAGCCCGUGGGGCAGGUGUGCCCCCCUCCAAGCCUUCCAAGAAGGCCCCUACUCCAGGUGGUGCACAGUUUGUGGGCCUGGAGCUUUACAAGAGACUCAAAGAGUUCCUCAAAAACUACCUGACAAAUCUUUUGAAGGAUGGAGAGGACCUGAUGGAUGAGAGUGUGUUGACGUUCUACACCCAGCAGUGGGAGGACUAUCGGUUCUCCAGUAAGGUUCUGAAUGGUAUCUGUGCCUACCUCAACCGCCACUGGGUCCGGCGUGAGUGUGACGAGGGCAGGAAAGGCAUCUACGAAAUCUACUCCCUUGCACUUGUUACAUGGAGAGACUGCUUAUUCAGGCCUUUAAACAAACAGGUGACUAACGCAGUGCUGAAGCUGAUUGAGAAGGAGCGAAAUGGCGAGCCCAUCAAUACCAGACUCAUCAGCGGAGUGGUCCAGUCCUACGUUGAGCUGGGUCUGAACGAGGAUGACGCCUUUGCCAAGGGCCCCACUCUGUCCGUCUACAAGGAGUACUUCGAGACGCAGUUCCUCGCUGACACGGAGCGCUUCUACACCAGGGAAAGCACAGAGUUCUUACAACAGAAUCCUGUUACAGAGUACAUGAAAAAGGCGGAAACUCGUCUGCUGGAGGAGAAAAGGAGGGUGCAGGUCUACCUUCACGAGAGCACACAGGAUGAGCUCGCCAGGAAGUGUGAGCAGGUUCUCAUCGAGAAGCACUUGGAGAUCUUCCACACAGAGUUCCAGAACCUUCUGGACGCUGACAAGAAUGAGGAUCUGGGCAGGAUGUACAACCUAGUGUCCCGCAUCACAGACGGUUUGGGAGAGCUGAAGAAGCUGCUGGAGACGCACAUAUACAACCAGGGCCUGGCCGCCAUCGAGAAGUGUGGAGAGGCUGCCCUCAACGAUCCCAAAAUGUAUGUACAGACCAUCUUGGACGUUCAUAAGAAAUAUAAUGCUUUAGUGAUGUCUGCCUUCAACAACGAUGCUGGAUUCGUGGCGGCACUGGAUAAGGCCUGUGGACGCUUCAUCAACAACAACGCUGUGACUAAGAUGGUGCAGUCAUCCAGCAAGUCACCAGAGCUGCUGGCUAGAUACUGUGACUCUCUUCUCAAGAAGAGCUCCAAGAACCCUGAGGAGGCUGAGCUGGAAGACACCCUCAAUCAAGUGAUGGUAGUUUUCAAGUACAUUGAGGACAAAGACGUGUUCCAGAAGUUUUACGCCAAGAUGCUGGCCAAGAGGCUGGUCCACCAGAACAGUGCCAGUGAUGACGCUGAAGCCAGCAUGAUCUCCAAACUCAAGCAAGCAUGUGGCUUUGAGUACACCUCCAAGCUGCAGCGCAUGUUCCAGGACAUCGGCGUCAGCAAAGACUUGAACGAGCAGUUCAAGAAGCACCUAACAAACUCCGAACCCCUGGACUUGGACUUCAGUAUCCAGGUGCUGAGUUCAGGAUCCUGGCCCUUCCAGCAGUCCUGCACAUUCGCCCUGCCAUCUGAGCUGGAGAGAAGCUACCAAAGGUUCACGGCAUUCUACGCCAGCAGACACAGCGGCCGCAAGCUCACCUGGCUCUACCACCUGUCCAAAGGAGAGCUGGUCACCAACUGCUUCAAGAAUAGAUACACCUUACAGGCCUCCACCUUUCAGAUGGCCAUUUUACUGCAGUACAACACAGAGGAUGUCUACACGGUCCAACAACUGACAGACAGCACACAGAUCAAAAUAGACAUAUUGGUGCAGGUUCUACAAAUCCUAUUGAAAUCCAAAUUGCUGGUAAGUGUCCUUGAAGAUGAGAACGCCAAUGUGGAUGAAGUCGAGUUCAAACCAGACACCUUGAUAAAGCUGUUUCUUGGCUACAAGAAUAAGAAGCUCCGUGUCAACAUCAACGUCCCCAUGAAGACAGAACAAAAACAGGAACAGGAAACAACCCACAAGAACAUCGAGGAGGACCGGAAACUACUGAUACAAGCGGCCAUUGUGAGAAUCAUGAAGAUGCGGAAAGUCCUGAAGCACCAGCAGCUCCUGGCGGAAGUCCUCAACCAACUCUCCUCCAGGUUCAAGCCCAGAGUCCCAGUCAUCAAGAAAUGCAUUGAUAUUCUCAUAGAGAAGGAAUACCUGGAGAGGGUGGACGGGGAGAAGGAUACCUACAGCUACUUGGCCUAAACAUUGUCAUUUUUAUUUUCCUCUUUUUUUUUUUUUUUUAAGAAGUUGUCUCUUGCUUAAUAAACAUCAUUCCUUUUGACAUCCGGCCUAUGUUGUUGGGAAUGUGAACACAGAGGGAGAAGGAAAAGGAAAAAAAAAACUGGAAGAGGAGGACAUGUACAUCAUGAGAGGCAGUUGGCCGCCAAGCUGGACCUCAAUACUCCGAGACUGAAGCGAAGCAGUCAGCCAGUGGGAGAUCACACAGGAUGGAUUGCUUCAUUUUGAUUUGUAAAUACUGGACAGAGACCUUAAUCACCUGACCCCUGAGAAGUAAAAUAAAUAAAUAAAAAACGUACAAGAGGAAAAAUAAAAACAAUCAAACACCUUUCACGCUGAGGGUUGCAUGCUACUGCCUAUCUACAUUUAAGCAAGAAAUAAAAGUUCAAAAAAGUCAGAUAUUAGAUGAGGGUAUUAAGCAUAAUUGUUGCUGAGUUCAGCAGCAAUAGUUUACAGAAAUUAAGUAUGACGAGGAGAAUAAUGAUAAAUAAAAAUAAAUGGGUGCAAUUUCAGCUGCACUUCUGGAGCGGUAGCGUGUCUGGCCAGAUCAUUAGAAGUGUAUUCUGCAUUGUUAUCUGCUAUCGGAAGAUCAUUUGUAUAGUGUGUUUCACUUUUUUAAAUGUGUGGUAAAUAAAAAUUAAAGGUUUCUGUA